Molecule: messenger RNA, 7464 nt
Organism: Corylus avellana
Lineage: Eukaryota; Viridiplantae; Streptophyta; Magnoliopsida; Fagales; Betulaceae
Product: G2484-1 protein
Source: RefSeq, a predicted model, not a curated record
CCAAGAGAAGAAAACAAAAGGAGUAAACCACUUGCGAAGGUAUCACGCACGCACACUCUCUCGCUCUCUCUCUCUUUGCUUUAUUUUCCUAUCUCACCGUCGAUUCGCCGGAACCCUAAUUCGAUCCGACGGAAACUCGAAGACUCCAUAGAUGAGCGUACGAUUGGGGAGCAGUUGAGAGAUCAAACGGGCCGGAUUUCGUCACCGGAUGGAGGGAGGUAGCGUCUCUAGACUUACUUGUUCUGGGAUACACCCAUGGAUUAUGAUGACAAUGAUUUUCAAAGCCAGAAUCUUCAUUUAGCUGGAGAAGGAAGCACCAAAUUUCCACCGGUUUUGCGGCCAUAUGCUCUUCCCAAGUUUGAUUUUGAUGACAGCCUUCCGGGGCAUUUAAGGUUUGAUAGUUUAGUUGAGACAGAAGUUUUUCUUGGCAUUGAAAGCAACGAAGAUAACCGUUGGAUUGAAGAUUUCUCUCGGGGGGGUAGUGGGAUAGAGUUCAGUUCUAGUGCAGCAGAAUCUUGCUCUAUAGUGAGGCGAAAUAAUGUUUGGUCUGAGGCCACUUCCUCAGAAUCUGUUGAAAUGCUAUUGAAAUCUGUUGGGCAGGAAGAAAUUAUUCCCAGACAAACUAUUGUGAAGGAGUCAGAUGCAUGUGAUGAACUGGGCUGCUUAACAAAGCAAAUGGAGCCUAGUCUGAUACAUGAUGAUAACAUUCUUCCUAAAUCAGGGGGCGUUACAGAUUUACAGUCUACAUUACCACAGGAUGAGAUUCCUGAAAACUUUUCUGGGUUAAAGGGUGAUAUACUGGUGGAGGGGCCUCAUGUUGAAGAUACUUCACAAACUCAAGAAGAUGAGUUUUCUGUGGAUGGAAGAUCGGGUGAACUGGAUCCCAAUGCUGUCAGUGUAAAGAGUAGCUUACCUGUGAUUGAGGAAAGUCCAUUUGCUGAUGGUAAAUCUAAUGAUGCAAAUAGAAGCGGUGUUGAUAUGUUGGCUGAUGAAUAUCUGGAUGACAAAACGCAAGAAGAUUCUUCUGCACCAGUUGUGCAAGUUGAUAAUUUGGUUACCUGUACACACAAUAAAAUUACAAGUGGCGAUGAGGUGAAUGAUCAAGAUCUCCUACAUCAGAUAGAUGAUAUUAGCAAUAUGAACUCAGAGGAACUGCAAACAGGAAAUAUUGAGCGAGAGGAGGAAUUUAAUGUUUUAAGCAGAGAGGCUAAAAUGAAUGAUCAAAAUUUGGAUGAAAAUGUAGUUGAAAGUGGUACCUUUCAUUUAGAAAGCCCUCUUGAUUCGCUCUCAAAGGUAGACUCUGUGAUAGAAGGAAAUGCAAUUGAAAAUUGCACCAGUAAUGUGGAGGAUCCUUCUAGUAUGUUACACAACGAUGAUUCUGACUUGCAUAUGGUGGAACAAUGCAGAGAGGAUGUAGAUUCCAGCAUUCCUGCCGAGCCAGGGAAAUGUGAUAAUGUGGUUUUAUUAAAAGACACAGAGGUUGGUGAUCCAUUUAAAGUAAAUACACAUGAAGUCACACCACUGGGCUUUAAGGGUGAUACUAGUAGUGAGAGAUAUGCAGUACAAGUUAGUGAUCCCAAUGCUCGGAUCUGCAUAAGCAUGGUGCCAAAGAUGGAUGCCAUUGUUCAGUUAACACAUGAACAGGAAAGUAAUGUUGAGAAGGAUGAUUUGUUACAAACUAGUCGCCAAUUAGAUAAUGAGAUUUUGGUAAGCAAAUCUGAGCCACCCAUGCCGUCCGUGGAGGAAAAUAAAGUUUCUAUGGGUGAAGGCAACAAAAACAACAAUUGUCAUGUAGGAGGUAUUUCUAGUGUGACUUUGGCGUGUUCUUCGGCUGAAUUGCUUGGGGGAACACCUGAGACUGGAACUCUGAAAGUUGUUCAUGAUGUUUCUGGAGCGCCCGGUGAGAACCUAAUCGCUGAAUCCACUCAAACAUGCAAAGAAGAUAAAUUCUAUGGGCAGGGUGAUGUUCAUAAAUGUGAUGUAAAUGUUUCAUUUAGUGAAAAGGAUAGCACAACGCUGCCUUCUGAUUCUAGUAAUGUGGAUUGUGUGGUUGGUAGAUCUCUUAUCAUCGAUAAGGGAGUUGAGAGCUCAUCUUUUCGAGAAGGUAGUGCUGGAAAUGAGUCAAUAGUUACAAAAUUACAAUUUGAUGCAACUAUAGGAAAUGAAUCAGCAUCAAAUGCUAACUUGGAAAAUGCUAAUAAGGUGGUAUCCUGUGACACGAUGGAUGGUGUUCUCUUGCCUUCUGAUGAUAUGACUACUGAUGGAGUUAUUCACGGCCAAGAGGUUCAAAUGACAGCUUCUGUUGGGGGGCUUACUCACUCGGAUGAAAAGGAGCCAACUGCAACCAAGACAUCUUCAGAAGCUGGAAUAUCUACUUUGAUGGAAUCUUCAGAAGUGGAAACUGAAUCAGGUCCUGUUUCUGAAACUGAAAAAGAUGCAUCCCAUGCUUCUGCUGGAAAGCUGCAACGAGAAACUGUUGAUCUAUCUCUGUCAAUGGUGGAAACCCGUGAUGCAGAAAGCCAGGCUGAAGCUAAAACAAUAUUUGCUAAUGAAGCUUACCCUGUUAUUUGUGAUAUAGCAGCAAAAGUAGGGGGUGGUGAAAAGGCAGCCCCAAAAGUUGCAGAACCAAUUCUAAACAAUGAUAUGAUGCUCACACAAUCUGUGUCUUUACCAUUGGAAGAAUCUUGCCAUGGCACUGGCCAAGUAGGUUUGGAAGCCGAUGAUACUACAGUUUCUGGAGAUAAGAACUGCAAGCAAACUGCCACGCCAAGCACCAAUAGUGAGGUUUUAAAACUUCCUGAGGACUCCUUUUCUUCUCUUUUACCCAAAUCUCAAAAUAAGUUAUGUACACUGGAAGGUGGUAGUGCUUCUGGCGAUCCUGGUAAACCGACUGGUUCCCCUAAUAUUAUUAAAACUACUGAGCUUUCAGAUAGCGAAAAUAAAAAGGAGGAAGUGAAGGCGUCCACAGAGGAGAGACUCAAUAGGUCCACAGUUCAGAAUGCCUCGAUUUCGGAGGUCAUUGAUGUGGAUGCCAGCAAUGUUUUGUCUAUUUCUGGGGGUCGAAAAGGAAAUAGCACCUCCAAAGAUGGGAAGAGCUUCCGUUUUGAGAUCAGUUCAUUGGCAGAUUCGUCUAGAAAAGACACUGGCAAGAAUUCGCAACCCAAGAAUUCGCAACCCUUUUCUUCUAUUUCCACUGGCAAUGUAACACCUGUUGUAGUGAGUUCUUCAACUUCUGGCUUAGGCCAAAUGGAGGCCAAGAUGUCACAAGAUAUUUCUUAUGGAAGUCCACAAGUAUCUGAAGGACAGAUUACACGUGGUGAUUCAAAAGGUACUCAUGAGCGUAAAACUAAGCGACAAGCUGGUAAGGCAACUGGAAAGGAAACUGCUAAAAGAGGAAAUCAUGCAAAAGAAACAGCUCUUACAAGGCAAUCAGACAGAGGGGACAAAUCAGCAAAUGUGUCCUUGAGCCCAUCUGCAAUUUUCCAGUUUGUGCAAUCCAGUGAAAUGCAGCACUAUGGGCAUAUAGAUGGCAGUACUACAAAACCAAUUUUUGUUCUUACUGCUCCAGCAUCUAGUCUGCCAGAUUUGAAUACUUCAGCUUCACCAUCUACAGUGUUUCAGCAGCCUUUCACGGACUUGCAGCAAGUGCAAUUGCGUGCUCAGAUCUUCGUUUAUGGAGCUUUAAUUCAAGGAACAUUUCCUGAGGAAGCACAUAUGAUAUCAGCAUUUGGUGGACCUGAUGGUGGAAGGAGCAUUUGGGAGAAUGCCUGGCGUGUGUGCAUGGGAAGGCUACAUGGUCAAAAGUCUCAUCCUAUUACCCCUGAAACCCCUCUGCAGCCACGUUCUGGUGUUAGGACUUCUGAACAAGCAAUUAAACAAAGUGCACUUCAAAGUAAAGGUAUUGGUUCACCUCUUGGUCGAACCAGCAGUAAGGGUAGUCCAACAGUUGUAAAUUCGAUGAUACCCCUUUCAUCACCACUGUGGAGUAUUCCUACCCCUUCUUGUGAUGCCCUGCAAUCUAGUGUCAUGCCAAGAGGUUCAGUCAUGGAUUAUCAGCAGGUACUUACUACAUUGCAUCCUUAUCAAACUCCUCCAGUUAGAAACUUUGUUGGACAUAACACCUCGUGGAUAUCUCAGUUCCCUUUUCGUGGUCCCUGGAUGGCUUCUCCGCAAACUUCUGCACCUGAUGCCAGUGCUCGUGUUUCUGUGUUACCUAACACAGAAACUAUUAAAUCAACUCCUUUAAAGGAAUCAUCUGUGCUACAUUCCUCUGGUAUAAAGCACGUUUCCACGGGUCCAGUGGUUCAUAGUGGGGUUCCUACUAGCACUCCCCUGCUUGAUCCAAAAGAAGUAACAGCAUCACCUGGACAGAAUACUAAAGAUCCAAAGUCGAGGAGGAGGAAAAAGACUCCAGUUUCUGAGGAUCUUGGCCAGAUUGUUUUGCAACCUCAAUUUCAACCAGAACCAGUUUUUACUCCUGCUUUAACUAGUCAUCUGUCUACAUCUGUUGCCAUUGCAACACCCACUGGGUCUGCUUCUAAGGCCACUUCGGAGAAAAUGGUUCCAUCUGAGUCUCCUAUAUCAUGCACUGAUAAUCUCAAAAGGGUUGGUGACUACGUAGAGCAGAGGGCCACUUUGUCAGAGGAGACCCUUAGUAAUGUCAAGGAGGCUAGGUUACAGGCAGAGAAUGCUGCUGCUCUCUCUGCUGCUGCUGUUAGUCACAGCCAAGAAAUAUGGAGUCAGUUGGAAAAGCAAAAAAGUUCUGGACUGGUGUCAGAUGUUGAAGCUAAGUUAGCUUCUGCUGCUGUUGCAAUAGCAGCAGCUGCUGCUGUUGCGAAGGCAGCAGCUGCGGCUGCCAAUGUUGCAUCAAGUGCUGCAUUGCAAGCAAAGCUAAUGGCUGAAGAAGCACUUGUUGCGAAUGGUUAUGGCAAUCCCAGUCAAGGUAAUGGGACUUCUCUUCCUGAUAGUGUGAAUAUUCUUGGAAAGGCAACUCCCGCAUCCAUCCUGAAGGGUGAAAAUGGAACAAACAGUUCCAAUUCAAUCAUUAUAGCUGCUAAGGAGGCUGUUAGAAAGAGGGUUGAAGCUGCUUCAGCUGCCACAAAAAGAGCUGAAAAUAUGGAUGCCAUUGUAAAAGCUGCUGAGCUGGCAGCAGAGGCGAUAUCACAAGCUGGAAAGAUUGUUGCUAUGGGUGAUCCUUUGCCAUUAAGUGAGCUGGUAAAAGCUGGGCCAGGGGGUUUUUGGAAAGUAUCCAGAGAAUCUUUUGAGCUAGUUGUGAAACCAAAUGACACAAAUAGAGAACAUCUAAACAAUGAUAGUAUUGGAGGAGGUCCAAAUAAUUCUACUAACAAUUCAAAAGACGGAUCAUCAGAUAAGAAAGAAAAUCAGAUUACUACAUAUGAGAAAUCAUCUAUCCCAACAGAGAUGCCGAGGGAGUCAAUGCAGGAUCAAAUGAGAUUGGUAGAUGGCAUUUCAGCUACUGUUGCAACUAAUGAAAAGGAUUCAAGAGGACAAAAGGGCCGAAAAGUUUCUGAUUUGGCUAAAACCAUUGGUGUCGUCCCUGAAUCUGAGACUGGAUCAAGAUUUUCCGCUGUUCAGAAUGAGUCUGAAAAGGCUGUGGAAACUUUUAAACAGAAUAGCAUCAAGGAGGGUUCACUUGUAGAGGUUCUCAAAGAUACAGAAGGAUUUAAAGCAGCCUGGUUCACAGCCAAGGUGUUGAGUUUGGAUGAUGGAAAGGCACAUGUUUCUUACAAUGAACUUCAAACAGAUGAUGGAGAGGGACCACUGAUGGAAUGGGUGGCACUUCUAGGUGAAGGAGACAAGGCACCAAGAAUACGCAUAGCCCGUCCUGUUACUGCUGUGCGAUAUGAAGGUACAAGGAAAAGACGUAGAGCGGCCAUGGGGGAUUAUAAUUGGUCUGUCGGUGAUAGAGUUGAUGCAUGGAUUAGAGACAGCUGGUUGGAAGGGGUUGUAACCGAAAAGAUCAGUAAAGAUGGGACUACAUUAACCGUCCAACUUCCAGCUCAAGGAGAAACCUCAGUUGUGAGAGCCUGGGAUCUUCGGCCUUCUCUCAUUUGGAAUGAUGGGGAAUGGAUUGAAUGGUCCAAUCUGCGAGAACAUGACUCUGCUUCUCACGAGGGUGAUAUGCCACAGGAAAAACGACUCAAGUUGGGCAGUCCAAUGGUAGAGGCCAGGGGGAAGGAUAAGAUCUUGAAAAGCAAGGAUGUUGUAGAAUCAGGAAAACCUGAAGAAUCAAGAUUACUGGAUUUAUCAGCGAAUGAAAAGAUAUUUAAUAUUGGUAAGGAUGCCAGAAAUGAGAAUAAGCCAGAUGCCCUCAGAACAAUACGGACUGGUCUGCAGAAGGAAGGAUCGAGAGUGAUUUUUGGUAUUCCUAAGCCUGGAAAGAAGAGAAAAUUCAUGGAAGUAAGCAAACAUUAUGUUGCAGAUCGAAGUAAUAAAAUUAAUGAAGCAAAUGAUUCAGCUAAAUUCGUGAAAUAUAUGAUGCCUCAAGGAUCAGGAUCCCGUGGAUGGAAAAAUAGUUCUAAAAGUGAUUUAAAGGAAAAACGAGUUGCUGAAACCAAGCCAAGAGCUCUUAAGUCUGGAAAACAACAAAGUGUUACAGGUAGAACUAUUCCAGCAAAGGACAACCUUCUGAGUGCAGUUUCUGCUCCUGAUGAUGGCACUUUGACAGAUCAUUCAGCAAGAGUCAAGGAUUCUGUAAGUCAUUCGGAGAAUGCAUCGGGAAAGCAUAACCUGUCAGAAAUUGGAUCACUUGCUAGCACUGAGGUAGCUGCAGAGGGCCCAAUUUUAUUUACUUCACUGGCUCCCUCAUCAGAUGGAUCCUUCAAGAAAGGUUCUGCAUCAAAUGCCAAAUCUGAAAGGGUGAAUAAAGGAAAACUUGCACCUGCUGGUGGUGGAAAGUUGGCUAGAAUUGAGGAGGACAAAGUUUUUAAUGCUAAUCCUGCAAAAUCAACCUCUGAAGUUAUUGAGCGACGCAGAUCUAAUCGUAGAAUUCAACCAACGUCAAGGCUACUGGAAGGAUUGCAAAGCUCAUUGAUCAUCUCGAAGAUUCCUUCUGUUUCACACGACAAGGGUUACAAGAGUCAGAAUAGGAGUGGUUCUAGAGGGAAUAACCAUGGCUGAAUGAAGCUUCUGCAAUGAUGUGUUCAAGUUCAGAGAAGAUCAGUUAUGGGAUGAUCAAUACACCAAAGCUUAGUUCAUGUGUAUAUUAUUAUAGUAGGAGAGAAAAUUAGAAAUGGAAAUUCCUGCUUCCUGUGGUUUAGUCAAAAUCUAGUCAGUAGAUAAUAUUGAUUUAGUUUCUUCUAAAGUAUGAUUACCCUAGGUCUUGCCUAAUAGGUUGUAUAUGGAAAAUUCUCCAUGUAGUCUGGCUUGAAAUCACCGAGGAAGUUUGCAGAUGAGCAAUCUUGACGCUUCUUUCCUGGCUAAAAUUAACAUCUUGACGUGCUC